AUGGCUGCAUCUCUAAGGCCAGAAGUUAUCUGGAUAGAAGGAAGAUGUUAUAGAGUUAACGAUCCUACUACAGAGAUUACUGCCCUACAGGAAUACGAUUUGUACGAAAAUGACAACUCAUACAACUAUGAGCUUGAUGAAGGCGAAGAAGAUGAGUUUGAAGUGGUGAUGGUUGAUAAUUCUAGAUAUAAAACAAGUUUACAUGUUUCUAAGCAUUAUUUAGGAUGUAUAAUAGGAAAGAAAGGAUCAAUAAAAAUGAGAAUUGAGCGGGAUACAAGAACAGAUAUAAAGAUUCCAAGGCAGGGACAAGAAGGUGACAUAACAAUAUUUGGUUCUACAGCAGCUAGUGUAAAAGCAGCUAGAAGAAGAAUAAACAUAAUUGUUAUGUCUUCCAGAAUGAAACAAAAAUCGACUCAUUUUAUAUCAAUACCUAUGAAUCACCCAAAUAUUAUGAAAAGAUUUGAAGAGUUUAAGGCCCUUGUACUACGUGAAUGUGCUGGAAGUAAAGGGUUAGACGAAUCCCUCUUUAUAGAAUCACAGAAACUGCAUCUCACGAUAGGUGUGAUGUGUUUGAUGGACAAUGAAGAGAGAGUAAUUGCCUCGAAGUUAUUCACUGAGGCCAAAGAUAAAGUUGUUGGACCAUUACUGAAAGGACAUUUGCCACUGAAAAUUAGAAUGAAAGGUAUUUCUUAUAUGAAUGAUGAUCCUUCACAAAUAGACGUGUUAUAUGGAACAGUUCAAGAAGAGAGUAGCGCCAAGGGGUUAAUUCAAGAACUUGCUGAUGGAUUAGUUGAUUAUUUUAGUAAAGCAGGUUACAUGAACCGGGAGCAUGGAAGAGAUAACGUGAAACUACAUGUCACUUUAAUGAAUUCAAAAUAUGGAAAUCGUACUUCCGGUACGAAUGUUGAAGACUCAGGGUCGUCUAGAAAUAUAAGGAAACCAAGAGUGACUUUUGACGGUUCCCUCGUUCUUGAGAAGUUUGCUGACUUUGAUUUCGGAGUGAUGGAGUUAGAAGACAUCCACUUGUCACAGCGGCACUCAACGGGGUCAGAUGGAUAUUACCAGCCAACGUGUGUUAUUGCAUCUAUGUUUUGA
Messenger RNA from Arctia plantaginis, 1095 nucleotides. The record is from the annotation of a GenBank genome assembly. Lineage: Eukaryota; Metazoa; Arthropoda; Insecta; Lepidoptera; Erebidae.